This is a messenger RNA of Durio zibethinus, 3579 nucleotides long. The record is from RefSeq and is a predicted model, not a curated record. NCBI's taxonomy places the organism in Eukaryota, Viridiplantae, Streptophyta, Magnoliopsida, Malvales, Malvaceae.
UAUUCAAAAUUUAUUUGAAUCUGUCAUAAACUAUAUGAAUCUAACAAUUAUAAAUUUAUAAGUAUCCCAUUCCAUUGCAAUGCCUGUAUGAAAGCUAGGUGGCGUAAAAGCUUGAAAGGAAUUUGAUCCUACAACAAUAUCAUAGAUGAGCUCUUGGAGGAUGAUCACGAUCGAUUCACUCGUACUGUGCUCUUUAAUCUUUCUGCUGUGAACUUGGGCUGGGUAAUGCUUCUCACCUGGACGACUACAGCCUCACGUGACUCUUUCCACUGGGAUCUUCCCCAAGCCAUAGAAGACGAAUAUGGUGAUUUCUCGAGUCUCCAGAUCGUGGAAGCCACCUUUUUUUAUUUGCGAAUGUGAUCCAGUACUGCUACUAUAACAAGUAGUUAAAAUUAAUUAACAACCAUUUGGAUUUUUUUUUUUCAUUGCAACAAACUAAAGUACCAAUUGUUUUAAUUUGUGGGAAGAUUUUCAAGAUUGUGCACAGGCUUGCUUCAACAAAGUUGGUGACGCAGUAAAAAAUAAGAUCACAUUGAACGAGCCAUGGAACUAUAGCAAUUGGGGUUAUGCAAAUGGCUUGUUUACAACAGGUCUUGUUCUAUUGGGAACAAGUAAAUUGUACAAGGCGGAGACUCGGGGAUUGAACAACCUUAAGCGUUAAGUUACACUUAAGAUGGAGUAAGUCGUAGCCCGCCAGUCUGAGUGACGAGCCACAUUCUAAACUUUGGCGGGUUCAUCAAAACAAAAGACAAAACCUUUGGCGGGAAAUUAGGGAACGAAUUCCUAGAUCUGCAAUGCUAAACUUAAAAAACUACUGUUCAAACAUUUGGGUAAUCCAACGUCUACCCUCAACCCUGUAUUCCUAGUUUCAUUAUUAUUAACUGUUGAUUUAUUGCAUACGACACCGUUUACUAGAAAAAAAUGGCCCACACAAUAAUCUGUCAUAGAGAUGAGCGCACGAUAUCAAAGUUCCAGUACCAGCCCUAUCUUUCGCUCUUUCUCUUUGCUCAAACAGAUCUCAAAAUCCUUAUUAAUGCCCUGAUUUUCAUAUUACAUUUUUUUUUGUUUUCUAAACAUUUUUUCUUAAAAUUUUUCUUCAAAAGUUAAUUUUCCAUUUUUGCUUCUCGGAGAAUUCCAAAUGGAGAGUGAAAGUCCAAUAGAAACAAAGAAAGGCAAAUCAAGAACUCCCAAAAAAGCUAAAGAAAGCAUUCUCAAGCAAAAGUCCCCUGCUGAGUUCUUUGCAGAGAACAAGAACAUUGCUGGUUUUGAUAAUCCUGGGAAAUGCCUAUACACAACUGUUAGAGAACUUGUUGAAAAUGCGCUGGAUUCAGCAGAGUCAAUAUCUGAGCUUCCGGUAGUAGACAUAACAAUUCCAAAUGGCUGUUGCAGAGAAGAGAUUGUCAAAAGCAAGUUCAAUUCCAUGAUUGGGCUUGUUGAUAGGGAACGUGUUGAUGAAGAAUUAUACGAUGAUUAUGAGACAGCUAAGGCCCGUGAGAAAAGAUUAGCAAAGGAAGCUCGAGCUCUUGAAAUGCAAGCAAAGAAUGCUGCCCUUGGGAAGAAGGUCAAAGAACAUGUAGUUCCCAAAAGCGUCAAGGGUCGAGGCGAAGCUUCUUUUUACAGGGUGACAUGCAAGGACAAUGGAAGAGGCAUGCCACAUGAUGACAUCCCAAACAUGUUUGGACGAGAUGAUUUAUUCAACAUCCAUUUUAACACCUGCCUGCAUGCUCGUUAUGCAGUUCUGUCUGGCACAAAAUAUGGCUUAAAGCAAACGCGUGGGAAGUUUGGUCUUGGUGCAAAAAUGGCCUUAAUUUGGUCCAAAAUGAGUACAGGCCUGCCGAUCGAGAUCUCAUCAUCAAUGAAGGGUGAAAAUUAUAUUUCGUUCUGUAGGUUGGAUAUAGACAUUCAUAGGAACAUUCCUCACAUUCAUUUGCAUGAAAAACGUGACAACAACGAUAGAUGGCAUGGAGCAGAAAUUCAAGUGGUCAUUGAGGGAAAUUGGACAACUUACCGUUCCAAGAUAUUGCAUUACAUGCGGCAAAUGGCAGUUAUCACCCCGUAUGCUCAAUUUCUAUUUAAGUUUGUAACUGACACCCCUGAUAAAAAUGUCACUAUAAAGUUUGCACGGAGGACAGAUGUAAUGCCUCCAGUUCCUGUUGAGACAAAGCAUCAUCCUUCAUCUGUUGACAUACUACUAAUCAAACGCCUUAUUGCUGAAACUUCGAAACAGACCCUACUGCAGUUUCUUCAGCAUGAGUUUGUAAAUAUUGGAAAAUCCCUUGCUGAACGAUUAAUUGGAGAAAUGGGUCCAGAAUUUAGUCCAAAAAUGGCUGUUAAGUCUCUGACUGAUCAGCAAAUAGUUCGCAUCCACCAGUUAUUUCGUCAAGCUAAAUUUGAUGACCCCAGUGGCGAUUGUCUAAGCCCUGCGGGUGAGUACAAUCUUCGCUUAGGAAUUAUAAAGGAGCUCCAUCCUGACAUGGUUGCAACUUAUUCAGGCAGUGCUCAAAUUUUCGAGGGGCACCCAUUCAUUGUGGAAGCUGGUGUUAGUGUGGGUGGAAAAGAUGUUAAACAGGGUUUGAACAUUUUCCGAUUUGCAAAUCGAAUACCUCUUCUUUUUGAGCAAGGUGGUGAUGUUGUCACAAGGACUGCGCUAAAGAGAAUCACUUGGAAUAAUUACAAGAUCAACCAAACACAAGAUAAAAUCGGUGUCUUUGUGAGUAUUGUAAGCACAAAAGUCCCCUUUAAAGGGACUGGGAAGGAGUACAUUGGGGAUGAUAUCAGCGAAAUAGCUAGUGCUGUAAAGUCUGCAAUUCAGCAAUGCUGCAUCCAGCUGAAGUUGAAAAUAUUAAAGAAAAUGCAGGCCCGUGAACAGCAAGAGAGAAAGCGAAAUUUGAGCAAGUAUAUCCCUGAUGCUACAAAUGCUGUGUAUGAUGUUUUGAAAGAAAUGGCUAAGUUGCAUGCAUCAAAAAAGAAACGAUAUGAGGAGGGGGAUGCAGAUAUUCUUCAAAAAGUAUCUGAUCAGUUGAUUACUGAAGAGGCACUCAAGGAAAAGCUCACUCAACAUGUUGAAAAGGUGGAUUAUGAGAUGGCAUUAGAGUAUGCUACACAAAGUGGAGAAAGCGAGGAACCAAGAGAAGAUAUAUAUUUAGAGUCAUUAGAUGCUAAAAGUAACUUUUUUGAUUUCCAUGGUCCUAUAUUUGUCUUCAGACUCUUUCUAUAGGGUGUUUGUCAUAUUGUCUUUAUUACUCAAUUGUACCAUUUCUAUUUUCCAACCUGGCAAUCUCACUAUAGUACUAUACCAUUUUUACUGAUUUCUAGUCCUACAGAGAAAACUAGAUAUUUGUGUUAUAACGUGAAUGGACAUGGCAGCUCUGAUAUCAUUAUUUUUAUUUUUAUUUUUUGGAAUUGUGCAAGCAUUUAAGGCAUUUGUGAUUCUUUUUAAUAUUGAAUUUAAGGGUUGAUAGCUUUUUUUUCCACCGAGUACAAAGAAAGUUGAAGCAAAUACAGAAUAAGACUGGUACUGUGAAUUUGAACCUUGUUUUAUUACGUUUCCGAUCACACAAAAAUAUAACUUAGUUUUGU